Molecule: messenger RNA, 596 nt
Organism: Capsella rubella
Lineage: Eukaryota; Viridiplantae; Streptophyta; Magnoliopsida; Brassicales; Brassicaceae
Product: nucleoside diphosphate kinase 1
Exons: 3
Coding region: 54-500 (148 amino acids)
Biological process (GO): GTP biosynthetic process; CTP biosynthetic process; UTP biosynthetic process
Molecular function (GO): nucleoside diphosphate kinase activity
Source: RefSeq, a predicted model, not a curated record
CAGACUAUAUAAACUCUGUUUUGCCUCUUACGAGUCACAAGCAAGCAUCAACAAUGGAGCAAACUUUCAUCAUGAUCAAGCCUGACGGCGUCCAGAGAGGACUCAUCGGUGAAAUCAUCUGUAGGUUUGAGAAGAAGGGUUUCACUUUGAAAGGUCUGAAGAUGAUCAGUGUAGAGCGUUCUUUUGCUGAGAAGCACUACGCAGACUUGUCUUCAAAGCCUUUCUUCAAUGGACUUGUUGAGUACAUUGUGUCUGGACCUGUUGUUGCUAUGAUCUGGGAAGGAAAGAAUGUUGUCUUGACCGGACGUAAGAUCAUUGGAGCCACAAACCCAGCAGCUGCUGAGUCUGGAACUAUCCGUGGUGACUAUGCAAUUGACAUUGGAAGGAAUGUGAUCCACGGAAGUGAUGCCGUCGAGAGUGCACAGAAGGAGAUUGCUUUGUGGUUCCCUGAUGGACCUGUCAACUGGCAGAGCAGCGUUCACCCUUGGAUCUAUGAAUGAUCUGUUGCUUUUGCAGUAGUGUGUUUUCGAUAUUCUCGACAUUGUUUGCUUUUGUGAUGACUCCUGUGCUUUAAGUUGAAUUUGAUUCUCCCUCUA